UCAUUGGACGCUUUCACAUCCGCGUGGCCGCCCAUUGGCUACAAACAUUGCAAAUACAAACUACGUCACCAAUAGAAUCCGUGACGUGUCCACGUUUAGCUUUAAUGCUAAUACCUGUCAAACUAAAACGCGUCGUAAACGUUUGUAAAUAAGUCGACAACAUGUCGAUAUAUUCCAGUUGAAGGUUUAACAUAAUUUCACAUCGAGUGAGGAAGGUUACAGCUCUUCCUUAAUGUUGUUUUCACUCAUUUUAAACGUUAGAAACGCUGUGAAGGUGAUACACGGUGGUUAGCCUGUGCUAGCUUGUAAAUCAGUGAGCGGCAACUGGUGAUAACCUAGUCCAACUUGCAAGCCUGGCGUUUGUUUACCUGCUUCUCAGGUGAGAGGUGAGCCGGGGGCAGGGCCACCUGACAGGUAGAAGGGAUGCCUGUUGAGGGAGGAAGCGGCAGCGGCUCAGCUUCUGCUGUCCGUCACCCGAAGCAGAAGCGCAAAGCUCACAGUUUAUCCAUCCGGCGCACGAACAGCACAGAGGAGAGGACGCCAGGCAUCACAAGAGGAGACAUGCUGGAGGGACAGGACUCCAAGCUGCCCCUCGCCUUACGCAGCAACCUCCUCGACCUGUUCGGACAGAUUGAGCGCGAGUUUGAAAACCUCUACAUUGAAAACCUUGAACUGCGUCGAGAGAUCGACUCUCUGAACGAGCGUCUGACUGGAGAUGGACAGACGGUCGAGGGAGGAGACCCCACAAAGGGAGCUCUGAAAACCAAAGCGAGCCACAGCACCAGUCAGCUGUCACAGAAACUGAAGACGACCUACAAAGCCUCCACCAGCAAGAUUGUGUCCAGUUUUAAAGCCACCGCAGGGUCGCGUGCUCUAUGUCAGCUGCUCAAAGAGUACGUGGGCCACCGGGACGGGAUCUGGGACCUCAGCGUCACCCGGACUCAGCCGGUGGUCCUCGGCACGGCCUCCGCAGAUCACUCUGCUCUGCUGUGGAGUAUAGAGACAGGAAAAUGUCUGCUGAGGUACACUGGACAUCAAGGAUCAGUCAACUCCAUCAAGUUUCACCCCACGGAGCAGAUGGCGCUCACAGCCUCCGGGGACCAGACGUCUCACAUCUGGCGCUACAUGGUGCAGCUUCCUGCCCCGCAGCCACCACCAGAUGUCAGUGCCCCGUGUGAUGAAGACCAGGACUCUUCUGACAGAGAGGAAGGUGAGGUGGACGGAGAGGGGCCCUUUGAGGUCCCCACGGUCCGUGUCGCCACAGCAACCCUGAAGAGUCACCAGGGUGUUGUGAUCGCAGCUGAUUGGCUGGUGGGAGGCCGACAGGUGGUGACGGCGUCCUGGGAUCGAGCUGCAAACCUGUAUGAGGUGGAGACGUCUGAACUGGUCCAUGCACUCACUGGUCAUGACCAGGAGCUGACACACUGCUGCACACACCCCACCCAGCGCCUGGUGGUCACCUCCUCCAGAGACACCACCUUCAGACUGUGGGACUUCAGGGAUCCGUCCAUCCACUCUGUUAACGUCUUCCAGGGACACACCGACACGGUGACGUCUGCAGUGUUCACAGUCGGGGACAAUGUGGUCUCAGGAAGCGAUGAUCGCACGGUGAAGGUGUGGGAUCUCAAGAACAUGAGGUCGCCCAUAGCAACCAUCCGCACUGAUUCAGCUGUGAACAGGAUAAGCGUCUCUGCAAACCAAAGGAUCAUCGCUCUGCCGCACGACAAUCGACAAGUCCGACUGUUUGACAUGAGCGGAGUGAGGCUGGCCAGACUUCCACGCAGCAACAGAAUGGGUCACAGGCGCAUGGUGUGCUGUACAGCGUGGAACGAGGAGAACCAGUCGUGCAACCUUUUCACCUGCGGCUUCGACCGACAGGCCAUCGGCUGGAACAUCAACAUCCCCGCCCUGCUGCAGGAGAAGUGAUGCCACGGACACACAUAAACACACACACAACAAAACACACACACACACACAGUGAAGCAGGAGAAACUCUGUAAUCUGUGGCCUCGCACGUGUUUAACCUGUGAAGCGUUUUAGUUGUUGAUGUAUUUCUCUGACGUCAGGCUGCUACAUCGUGUGAUUGUUCAUUAAAUUGUUUAGUUUUUUAAGCAUGAUCAUAUUUUUGGGUCUAAAUGACUAAUGUGUACUUACAGUUUGAUAUCUCUUUAAUAGAUUACUUCAGAUGUGAAACAUGCUGCGAUGGCUGCAACAUAAUCCUUGUUCCAUUCAAGUGUGUCCGCUGUUUUCUAUUAUAACAAUCUGAGCUGGUCACUGACAAAAACAACUUUCAGUGGACGUGCUCUGAUUGGUUGUCUUCCCCCCUGAGGGUUUUAAAUCGUUACAGCCUGUUGCACUGCUGCCGCCUGAAACAAUCUACCUGAUCAAUACCUACAACUUUUUAACCUUUUAGUCCUUUAGACUUCAUUUAAAACAGAAAUCCCGCCUUUAUUUAAAAACACUGCAUCCAGCCUUUAAGUGACUGACUUAGUUCCAGCAUUUGAACGUGUGUGCGAGGCCACAGAGCUCAUCUCCUGUGAGCAAACCCUUAAAUUAUUUAGCAUGAAUUGUGAAUCGUGAAACGGCUACGCUGACCCCCCCCCCCCCC
Molecule: messenger RNA, 2608 nt
Organism: Labrus bergylta (ballan wrasse)
Lineage: Eukaryota; Metazoa; Chordata; Actinopteri; Labriformes; Labridae
Source: RefSeq, a predicted model, not a curated record